AUGGCUACACCAGCACAGUGCUACUACUGCUUCGAGUGCCUUUCUGCCUCGUUCAAGAACGAGGAACCUCCCAGCCUUGCAGCCGUAGAAGAGCUGUGGGAGCAGUAUGAGCAAGCCAAGGAGCUGGCCAUGCUGAAAGAGAAAGCGUUGGUCUCCCAAGCCAGCGAAAGUGAUCCGAGCAGCUCUAAUGUAGAGGGGUUGCAUGAUAGUGUCGAUGUCGAGGAAGAGAGCGACGUCGACGAAGACGGAGAGGAGAGUCUCCCAGGGGACAAGAACAACCGACCACGCUCGAUCAAGCUGCCCGGUAUCAAACGUCUGCAACGGGACUUUCCAUCAGACUCCUCUUCUAGCACGUCGACGCCUUCGACGCUGUCCACCCACUCGUCCCGUUCUGCGCUGUCGAAUUCUACGGCGGUGACCACCCCCCUUUCCCAGCCGUCAACCCCGAGCUUCCAACGUCCUAAGCCUCUGAAGGGGUCGUAUCCGCUGUUCGUGACGUGGAAUACUAUUUCUAAGAGUGGCCACAAGUCCCUUCGUGGGUGUAUCGGCACUUUCGAAGCUCACGAGCUCUCCUACGGGCUGAGAACCUACGCUCUCACUUCAGCCUUCGAAGACAGCCGAUUUUCCCCGAUUCCCGCUUCUCUGCUACCGUCUCUCUCCUGCUCCUUGACCCUCCUGAGCGACUUUGAGCCAUGUGCCGACGCCCUGGACUGGGAGCUGGGCACACACGGGCUACGUAUUUCCUUCGUCUACCGUAACCGACGCUACGGCGCCACGUACUUACCGGAUGUCGCCGUCGAGCAAGGAUGGACCAAAGAAGAGACCGUGGAGAGCCUGAUGCGCAAAGCUGGCUGGGACGGGGGCAGCGGAGGAAUGGCCCGGAGGUUCUUACGGGGCAGCGGCAGCGCCAGCGCCAUCUCCGGGAAGCCCUGGAACGACGUGUCUGAUUUCAAGGCCAUCAGGUAUCAAGGGCUCCGGGCAACCGCCAGCUACGCUGAGUGGCAGGAAUGGAGGAAAUGGGUCAAGGCGGACGAAGCGCGCCUCGAGCUGCUCGAAUCGAGUCGAUGA
Messenger RNA from Rasamsonia emersonii CBS 393.64, 1068 nucleotides. RefSeq names its product AMMECR1 family protein. The transcript has 2 exons. The coding region runs from base 1 to 1068 and encodes 355 amino acids. The record is from RefSeq and is a predicted model, not a curated record. Lineage: Eukaryota; Fungi; Ascomycota; Eurotiomycetes; Eurotiales; Trichocomaceae.